CAGCAGUUUCCAUGGCAAAACCAUCAAAGAUUCUAAGAAGAUCAACAUUCACAUUUCUGCAGAACUUCCACCACUUCACCACCACUCCACCCCUACUUGCUCUGCCAUUCGCCGCAUCGGUUCUCCUUCUGCAAUCCAUCGUUCUUCGUGCCCGAAUUCUCCCUCUUUCCCCCCCUUCUUCUUCGUUCCUCGAAAGACAGAUUUCCCAGAACAUUGCCAUAUCUGUCCUGGCAUUCCCUUCCACAAUUUCCUCAUUCCUCCUCAGCAAAGCCUCUGUCAUUCACCAUCUCUUGAUCCAAGAAAGCCCAGAGAGCCGCUCGUUUGCACGGGUUCUCAGAAUCUACACCCACUUGGUUCAUACCCACAUCUGCAAUUCCCUUCUUACCCUCUCUGCAAAAGCCAUUUCUUUCUCCCUGAUGCAUUGGGCCCACGGGUUCUUCGCUGCUGCCGUCUCCUGCCUGAUUCUUGGCUACACAUUCAUAAUCUCCAACACAGCUUUGAUUGUCUCAGGAGUUGAGGGAAGCGGGGGCUUCACCCAAACUCUCAAUGUGUGCGCUUUGAUCAAGGGAAACGAGGGAGCAGCGCUCUGGUUGACCGUCUGGACCAACUCUGCAUUGGCUGCAGUUGAAUUUCUGUUCCAAUGCAGAGUUGUCCAGGGGAAUCGCGACGAAGAAGGGACUGCAGGGAUUUUAUCAUCAGCAGCUUUGGAAGGGAUCUUCAUUGCCUAUUUGUAUUCCGUUCUUCUGGUCGUGGACACGAUCGUGGGCUGUUCUUUGUUCACCCAGAUAGUCCAGGACAGAAGAAGAUUGCAGUUCCAUAGUGAGAUGGAAGAUCAGGAUGAUCAUUGUAAGAGUGUAAAUUAUAUAGGGAGUACCGAAUUUUGUUUCCCAGAUGUGACCUGUGGAACCACAUAGGCUGCCUGUUUUUUAUGCAUCUUUUUGCAAUAAACUGUCAAUAUAUAUGCUAGAAAAGAUUGAUGUUAAUAUUUCACCAAUUCUUCGAGACGAUAUAUUCUCUAUAUCCUAAAAUAGAUUUCUCUUGAAAGUACAUGGAAAACCAUGUUUAUUUUAAAUUUCAUUAUAUUUAAAUCGAAUUCUCAAAGUGAUUCUUUCUAAUAAAAUAUUUUUCUAAAU
Molecule: messenger RNA, 1133 nt
Organism: Cuscuta campestris
Lineage: Eukaryota; Viridiplantae; Streptophyta; Magnoliopsida; Solanales; Convolvulaceae
Source: the annotation of a GenBank genome assembly